AUGAUUUUCAAAUUAUCUAUUGGAUUAAUCUUAUUAUUAAUAAUUUCGAACGUUAAUUGUUGUGGAAGAGGUCGACGUGGCGGAAGACGUGGAUCUAGUCGUGGAUCUUGGAGUUUAUUCAGUCGUUCAUCUUCUUCAGGAUCUAGAAAUUCCGGAACUUUGUCAGGACAUUAUGGAUCAGGAUCAUCUGGAUCUUAUGGGUCUAGAUCCUCUGGGUCAUCUGCGUCGUCUGGAUCUUAUGGGUCUAAAUCCUAUGGGUCAUCUCUGUCGUCUGGAUAUUACGGAUCUUCAGGAUCCUCUGGGUCGUAUGGAUCCUCUGGAUCAUAUGGAUCAUCUAAACACCAUGAGUCUUUACCAUCAUCUGGAUCUUCUGGAUCAAAAGGACAUUCUGAAUCAAAUGAAGCUCUCAAUUUCCUCAAAGACAAUUCGUACAACCCAUUUCGUACCUUUCCCAUUUACAAUUCACACUAUCACCAUUGGAAUUAUAACAGACCAUCUUACGGCUUAAGUGGUGCUGGAAAAUCAGUUUCAUCGACUACUCCAACAUCUACAUCCACUAAUAGUCCAGCAAAUUUGCCAGUAUUGUCACAAAAUGCGUAUCAACAACUUAUAAACCAAAUCUUCAGUAUGAAUGAAUUUAAUAAUCCCAAAAAAUCUGAAUCAAAUACUACCCCAAAAACAGAGAUGUCAACAAAAUCAAGCUUACCUGCUUCGACAACUGAAAAUUUCUUCUUUACUAUAAAAAAUAUUUUGAGAAUGACUAAUCGCGGGAGAGAUGUAGAUCUGGAAAAAUUCCUUGAUUCAAAGUAUUUUUAAAAAUUAAAAUUAAAAAAGUUUGAAAAAUCCAAAAGUGCACGCCUCAU
Molecule: messenger RNA, 863 nt
Organism: Cotesia glomerata
Lineage: Eukaryota; Metazoa; Arthropoda; Insecta; Hymenoptera; Braconidae
Product: stress protein DDR48-like
Exons: 3
Coding region: 1-816 (271 amino acids)
Source: RefSeq, a predicted model, not a curated record